This is a messenger RNA of Leptomonas pyrrhocoris, 9032 nucleotides long. RefSeq lists its product as hypothetical. The record is from RefSeq and is a predicted model, not a curated record. The transcript has a single exon. NCBI's taxonomy places the organism in Eukaryota, Euglenozoa, Kinetoplastea, Trypanosomatida, Trypanosomatidae. The coding region runs from base 3261 to 9032 and encodes 1923 amino acids.
AGAGGGAGCACUGGAGUAGAUUGGCAAUUCGCUGUCGUUGUCAGCUGGCGCUUUUCAUGGAUGUGCGGGUGCCUGAAGCCUAUCAGACACACACACACACACACACAGGUACAACACAGAAGAAAGGAAGGAACUGCUCAGGGGCGCGCGUAAAGGAGGACGAGUACGGUUAAAAUAAAACGCAAAAACUGAAAGUUGUAAAAAACACUAAACCCAAAAAAAGAGUUGUUUCAAUUUCUUUCUCUCUCUCUCACUCAAUCUUUCGAGCGCGUUGCGGUACCGAACGAAGGGGCUCCACCGCACGGCCUGGUUCUACCCCCACCCACAUCCACCCCCUCAGCCUCGUUGUUUCUCCGCAUAGUUCAGUUUCUUUCUUUUCUGGUUUGUUCUGCUCUUCUCCUUAUUCUCCCGAUUAUUAUUGUUCGUGCUUUAAAAAGGAAAAGAAGAAAAACCAUCAUCACCGUUACUCUGUCGCUGUCACGCGCCAACACACACGCACACUCUCCCUGCUGUGACAGCGUCUCACAUCUGCACCUCGUAUUUUCCUUUUUGGCUUUUCUUGUUCUUUUUCGCCUCUCCAAUUUUCGCUCUUGUUUGGUAUUUAUAUUUAUAUAUGAUAUGCGUCUUGUGUGCGAAGGCGAAUUUUGAAGAAAAGAAAAAGAAAAACAAAGCUUUGAAAAGGAGAGGGGACAGUAUCGAGGCUGCACACACCUACACACACAUAUAUAAUAAAGUAUUUCUUUGUGAGAGGGAUCAACUCGCGUGCGACGUUCAAGAGACAAAAAAAAGGUUUUAAAAACAACCUGGCUUCUUCUUCGCUGUCGGUUUGUCUGUUUGUUUUCUCUUCUUUGUUUUUUGUUUUUUACUUCUUGUGUUUUCUUAUUAGGGGAGUACACUGGGGUUUUUCCGUCUUUUCCUCUCUUCUUCUUUAACGUGUCCUCUCGUGCUAUCGCUUCCUCUGUUCCUCACAUUUGAUUUGGCUUGCUUCUUCACGCGUGCCAUUGCAGUCGGGUUUUCUUUUUCAUUUUUCUUCACACACACACGAACUCUUCAUUCCUUGCUCUUCUUUCCGUUUUGUUUGUUUUGUUUGUACCACUUUUAAGCUUCUUUUUUUCCUUUCCUUUCUUAUGCCGAUCUCUCUAAGCUCGUUAAUUCUUUCUUUAUAUAUAUAUUAUUAUUACUAUUGACUCUCUCUCUCCCUCCCUCUCUUCCUCCUUCCUCCUCCUCUUUUUAAAGCUGCGCGUCAGCGCGCUUAUUUUCAGUAUAGUUCUUUUCCUUCUCUUUCGAUAUUUUGAUCCUUCCCCUCACAAUACAAUAUAUAUAUAUUCAUGUAGUCUGUCUGUGAGCGUGGGUGCAUUUGGCUUUGUUUUCCAUUUUGCAAGAAAGAUAUAUAUACAGCAAGCGAAUCCUUGUAUGCGGGGAACCCCUGCUUGCGGACGUUAUUAACUGGCUUUAUAUAUAUUUACCUGGCAUCUUAUUUUAUUGUUGCGUCAACUGUGCAUUCCCUUUUUUGUUGGUGUUUUCUGCUGUUUUCUUCUGUAUACCACUGACACAAGCGUUUCCAUUUCUUUUCUUCUUUUCCAUUAUUGGUCAUUUUCCUUCUCGAGGUGUCCUUUCUUCCUCUUUCUCUUUGUAUGUUUGUUUGCUGCUUUGGCUAUUCCAGGCGCGGCAAGAUUGCUGUUGAUCUGAUCGACUUCCUUUGACUUUUAUUAUUAUUAUUACUACUUUUUUUUUCAGCGUUUUUGUUCUUGCUUUUAUUUUUUACAUAAUUUCUAUAUUUCCUCUUCUGUCUCUCUUCUCUGUUACAACCUUCUCUCUCUCUAUCUUAAAUUCACUAUUAUUACUAUUAUUAUUACUUUCGUGUAUGUAGCUUUGCGGUGGUGGUGUUGUAGCUACUCCGUUGUCCGAUUCUUCUUCCUCCUCCUCCUCGCUCUCUUCUCAUUCCUUCUUGUUUUGUUUUCUCCUUUUCCUUUUCUCGCCACCUCUCCCACCAUUCACCUGCCUCUAUCGCUCUCUGUGUGUCUCUGUGUGUGAGAGGCUAUUUCGCCGAGAGUGGUGCGUACCCCGCAAAGCGUUCCAAACGAGACGGGGGAGAAAAAGGACCGGCGAACGGCUUCGGCGAAAGAGCAUUGGGAAAAGGUUUUUAGAACAAAACAAAACAGCAACACCCGACACAACGGAAGGGGGUUGGCGAACUGAAACGUUCGUUGCACGUUCUGCGGGCGCAUCUAUCUAGUUGUUGUUGUUGUUGUUUGUUGUAUUUUCCCCCGUGGCUUUGGUGGGGGAUUUUUGUUGUUUUCCUGUUGUCGUCGUCGUCGCUGUUGAUGACCCUUCUCUUGAUAGACUUCUCCUCCUCUGUCCUUUCUUUUUUAUUAUUUUCCCCCUUCCCUCUUUUGCGUAUUACGCCUGUGGCUCUUGCGAACCACAACACGUGCCUCCUCUCGAAUUGUCAGUCACCUCAAACUCGUUUUUUUGUAAACGAAAAAAGGCAAAAAAAACAACAGUUUUGUGUGUUUUUGUUUUGUUAUUUCGGCGUGCAUGAAUGUGUGGGUAGCGUACGGCGGAGUACAACUCGCGGUACACUCGAAAGAAGCUCUCUUCACCCUCUCCUACAUUCUUCUAUUUGUAUUCUGUUUUUUUUUUCCUCUGUUGUUAUUAUUAAUAUUGGCUCGCCGUCUGUCAGACUCUUCUUUCUUUUUACGAGAUACGUAUUCGACUGCUGUCGUUGGUUUCCCCUAGAAGACGUUUUUUGAUUUGCGUUUGAUUAUUUUUUGUUCUCCGUUUCUUGCUCCCCUCUGCAACGUGCUUUGAUAGGUACUUGCACCUCUAUAACCUCAGUGUAUAUAUACAUACACGCCUCGCACGCGGCACCAAACCCGCGCGUUCACCUCCAACUUCGGCGCUUUCCGUGGUAUUUUUUACUUUUCCUGUUGUUGUUCCCGUCCUUUAUUGCUCCCUUCCCUCCUCCUCUCAGAGAGGUCUUUCCACGUCCCGGGUGCUACACCUGCGACGCCAUCGUGUGUGCAGCGCUACCCUCGUGUAAACUUCCCGUUUUCUCUUUUUCUUCUUUUCUGGAUUCUGCGUCCGGUGCCGGCAACGGAGCAAGAAGAGCCAUCGGUUGUUGCUGGAUAUUCGCUGUCUUGUCCGUAGAAGAAAAACAAAAAAGAACGGGUAUCAAAGCUGCAACUUUGGUAUUUCCGCCUCACGCCGACGCACGAAGAACAGAGGAAGAAAAACGUAGGGUUCUCCGCUCAGCCGUCAUGAAACUUCCAAAGAUUGUGACGAAGAAGAACGCGCAUCGCGUGAGAGAGGCACACCGGUUGGCAGUGGCGGAGCGACGGGCGCAGCAGCAGCAGCACCGAUCCUCCCUGUCGGCCGGACUGAAUGACGCGUCCGCCGCCGCCGCGUCGGGGCAGCCACGAUCGGAUGUGCGUCCCCCUCGCACGCGGUCGAAGAUGGGGCACCACCGCCACCACGGCAAUGGGCCGUCGCAGCCGCCGGGGGCCGACCUCUCACGCAGCGGCUCCUCAACGCAAGACUUCUCCGUUCACUCAGCCCUCUCCAGCGACGACAACGAUGACCUGGACGACGUCUACACUGACAGCAGCGGCAGCGAGGACGCAUCGCGCUCCUCGCACUCGUCGAACGACUCUUUCUUUUCGGACGCCUCCUCGCGUGCCUCGAGCCGGCGGUCGAGCAGCGCGUCCCUCCGCAGCAACUCCCGCACCGUCGCCGCCGCCGGUGCGGCGACGUCUCCGUCAAAGCCGCCGUCGGCAUCGGCUGCGCGUGCCACGCAGUACUCCGCCUACGCACGCAGCAUGAAUGCCGCGAACCGCCAGCGCACCGCACUGGCGUACAUGAGCUCCGCCGUGAACUUCGACGGCGCCGACGCCUUCUUCGAUAAGAGCGACAGCAGUCUGGGCACCGGCAGCGGCGCUUCGUCGCCUACCCGUGCCGACGACGACGGCGGUGCGACGCAGGAGGAGGGUGGUGAGGGUGAUGCCAGUCGUCAUAGCGACGAUGACGGAGGCGCAGACGAGGGCCUGCGACCGUUGUAUCGCUCUACCGUCCCCACCGGACGGCGGAUGACGCAGAACGAGGUUCGGCAACGCCAGCUUUUGCGAGAAGCAGCAGACGACACGGCGCUGGUCACGUCGCCGCAGCGGAAGCGACAGUUGCAGCCACAGCGACGACGUCGCACAAGCUCCUUAGCGGGAGAUGUGGGGAGAGACGUCGAUGCCGUCACCGCUGCCGUCGCAGAGGUGCCGAGCUCACGUGCUACGACAGCUCGCGGAGGCGCUGACAGAACGGCCGUCUCCGCCGCCGCUGCGCCGGCGCGCCGUCGAUCCUCCUCGGCGUCCGCCUCGUCCGCCAGCCGCUCCUUGAAGGACCAAAGCCUGGAUGUGACCCCGCUGACCGCGACAUCGAGCACGGUGCCGGUGCCGAGUGAGGGCGCCGGUCGGCUGAACAGUAAAAGCGCCAACCACAGCGGCAACAGCAACAGCCGGAAGGUUUCACCACCGAGUGACACAGAGAAGAGAUCAAGUUGGAUUUUUGGGUGGAAGCGGAGGCUGCUGUUGCACGGCGCCCACACGAACAAGAACGAUUCCACCUCGCCAUCAAGCCGAAGCACCAGCAAGCUGUCGCUCUCAGCACAUUCCUCCGUGUCGUCGCCGCAGCGCAGUGAGACGACGAGUACACGGCGCAACAACGUGGGUGUUGGUCAUGGCAAUCCCAGUGCACACGCCGCGACGAGCACGCCACGUGUCGGCGGCGGAAGCACCUCCUCUGCCCCCGCCUCUACGGUGCGGCCAACGGCACCAGCAGCAAAGUCGUCGUCGUCGUUCAGCGUCGCCGUCGCCGUCGCCCCCGCCUCUACGACGCUGCUGCCGCGGCGACGGGCGUCCAUGACGAAGGAGACGCUGCGCAGCCUCGAUGGUACGCAGCUGAGCCGACUCGACUUCAGCGAGCAAAAGGCGCGGCGCACGACGUCCACCGCGCCCGCGGAAGCCGGGCCCCUCAGCAGUGCGGCGCCGCCAUCGCUGAUGGCCAAAGGAGGCUACGGGUCUUUCAUGGAUGUCUUCGCCUCCGCCUCCCCCAGCGACGAUGACAAUGGCGCGGCUGACGAGGUGCGAAGCAACGGCAGCCGGCGGAGCAGCAGCAGUCGCCGGCGCAAGGCACCUCCGCCGCCCUCGUCGACGCCAGCGCACUACAGCAGCUUCUUUCGGGCGCUUUUCCGCAGCAGCAGCAGCGGCUUGUCGUACAGCAGGAGCGGCACCCCGCGUCUCGCGCCGGCGGACAAGGCAGACGACGCAAAGCGGGCACGACGCACCACAGCAGAUGCGGAUACCGCAAGUAACGAGAAGAGCCGCGCGCCGGAGCGGCAGGCCUCACGUCAACGACUGGCGCGUACCGCGCAAAGCCCUGUAAGCGCCGUGGGCGGUGUCGCGACGAGUCUCUACCGCUUUGAUGACGAAUUCAGUCUUGGGCGGAGCAGCAGCAGUAGCAGUUUCAGCAGCAGCGCCGCCGACAACCACCACCACCACCACCACCACGACAGCAGCAACAGUCGCGAUGACGCAACGGGCGGGCGGCGGCGCGGAAACCUGCCGGGCUCGACCCGACGGAGCGACGAGGCAGCGGCGCACGCGGCCGCCGGCGGGGUUGGCGACUCCUUCGGUAGCCUCUUCAAUGGCGACGGCACCGUAGCGCAUGCUGCGGCCCCGCCAGCAGCGGCGGCCCUGUACGGCACGCCGAACGUCGUGCCCGCGGAGGCCGGGAGCGCCCCCACGCCCGGCGCUGGCUCGAUGGAGGUGGCGCUAGGGCAUAUCGAGAAGCGGAACGUGCCGGGUGACGCGGCGGAGGCUUCCCCGCUGCUGUCGCCUCAACAGCCGCUGCCACCGCAGCAGACGGCGAGCACCACGCACACGGUAGUCCUUUUUCCUCAGAACUCCUUCCCGCGCUCUGGUGCAGCAGCAGCCACCGCCACCGCCGCAGCAGCAGCAUCAGCCAGUUCGAGAGCGAUCAUCGCCGGCAGCGUCGACAACGGCACCACGACGGGACCGAACAUGUUCGGCGCGGCAUGGCUUCGACAGCACCACAAUGUGCUGAGUCAACUCGAUCCAUCGGUGCAAGGGGCGAGCGCGAGCCCCAGUGCAAGAGCCUCCACAGCAGCAUUCGCACCGUCCGCCACAGCAGCGGCGGCAGGUGGUGGGGAUGGGGGUGGGGGCGGUGCAAGCCAAACUGCUGUACGAAGCAACAGCCGCAGUAGUAGUACCCUUUACAGCCCCAUGACGCGUGCAGCGGGGAGUGCCGCGAUGGGCCUCCAAGGCAGCAAAACAGUUGAUGGGCGGCCAGCGACGGUCAGCACCGCUACCCCCAUGCCGGUCUACGACGAGCUCACCACCUCCUCUUCCUCCCCCACCGCCACUGCUGCCGUGAGCCCCGCGCCGAAGGACAAGUACAGCUGUCGGGGCAGCCUGGAGGGCGGUGCUGGGGGCAGCAGCAGCUCGCCCACAACGGCGGGGAGCGACGUCGCAUCGCAGGAGCCGAUCCUUUCCGGCGAGUACGCGAACACCCAUUCGCAGCGCCACCGGAUCGACAGCACCUCUGCAUCCUCCGCGACAGCGGUCAUGACAGUGGACGAGGACGCCGUCAGCCGCGACCAUCGCAGGUCGUCGCUGCUCUCGUUGACCGACGGCUACUACGUGCGCCGGCGCACCAGCGGAGGCAACAGCAGUAGCAGCAACAAUGCGAAGGUCGCUCACCCGCCGUCCGGCGCGCCGCCUUCCAACGAUCCACGCCGCAGCGACAGCGGUCGUCAGGGCGGGUCGUCCACCACCGUGGUCACGGCAGCAGCAGCGGUGCUUGAUGGCAGCUGCGAACAGGGCCGAAACUUGAUUACGCUCAAGCCGGCGCGCAACAGCAGCGCCUCGUUGCUGCCGCAGCCACCGACGCUGUCCAACACGGAGAGCAAAAACUAUCGUGGCGGGAGUGGGACCUACGGGAGUGGCGGCAGCGGCGGUGGUGUCAGUGCGGGAGGGAGCUCGUUCAACACCGCCAUCGCCUCUCUGCAGACCAGCGAUGACACGCUGCCGACGCGCGCAGACAGCAAGGACUUCCUGCUGCGCCACCCCCACGACGGACGCCCCACCGUGACCACCACCAACACGGCCGCGGUGGCAGCACUGACACGUCAGUCCUCGCACGAAUCUUCCGGCCUUCAUCGCCUUGACAGCGAGAAGCGCAGCAGCGGUAGCCACCAUCACCACCACCACCACAGCCACCGCCGCUCACAUGGCCGCUCGAAUGGAUCCAGUGGCCGCCACAACGGCUCCUUCAGCUUUAGCAGCGAAAGCCUGUUAGAUGGCAGGGCACGUGGUCGGCUAGCGAAGGCGGCGGCGGCGAGCAACGCGGCCUCGAACAGCGUUGAGCGGCGACGUGCGACCUCGACGCACAGUCUUAGCAACAACAAUGGCAGCAACACCAAUAACAAGUCUCUUCACCUCACCGGGAGUGACGGGCCCGGCGACGGGGCCGUGAGCAGGCGUCACCAGUCGCGCGAUCGCAGCUCGACGUCGUCGCGCAGCUCGCAGAACUUGCUGCGCAGUUGCACCCCGCCUCGUCACCGCGUGGAGAAAGCCGGCGGUGGCGAUUUCGCCUCGGGCCCGUCAUCGCCACGCCGGUCCCGUCACCUCCACCGGCGCGAGCAGCGCGAGGGCGAGAGCGAACGUCGCCGACACAGCCACCGCGGCGGACCGCGCCGCCCCAUCGACCCCGACGCCUCCGACGGCUCCGGCAGCCAACGCCGGCUGCGCAGCCGCAGCGACCUGAACGGCUCCAGUCGCCGGCCGAGCAGCGCGUCCGUCAGCUUGGUUGCGGGGCUGGAUGAGGUGCUGCCACAUAAACCGAUGCAGCCCCGCAACACCUCAUCCUCAAUUUCCUCCUCAACGGCGGCGGCGUCGUCGCGCAACAGCAGCACCGGCAGCACGGAGCAUCGCGGCGAGCCGGUUGGCCGCAGCUCCGUUCGCUGUCUGCGCAGGAUGGCUGCGAAGGCACGUGACGUGUCGAACAGCUCCUCGUGUGACCUCGACGCGGCGGCCCACAAUACCCCCGGCGGCAGCAACGGCCACAGCAAGAGCGAUAAUGUGUAUCAUCCACAUUCAACGGCGAUGCCGCAGCAGCCUUCCGAGCAGAACAGCAGCAACAGUGGCCCUGCGACUUUGAGCCCGCAGCUCGCACGCGGGCUGGUCAACAGCGGCAGCGCCUCAGCCACGGCCCCCGUCGUGCACUUCCCCGGCAUCACCGCGCUCAACGGCAGCGGGACCCUCGUGGCCCACAACCCGAACGGCGACCCGUGUGCCAUGAAGCUACCGUUGUUCAAACAAAACAUGGUGGUCGAGCGCAGCAGCAGCAGCAACGACGUGAACGCCGAUCGCCCGGUGAACAACGGAGGGCUACGCCAGCAGCAGCAGCAGCAGUACAGCGGUAAUGAGGCGGUGGCGGCGUUGCUCUUUCAAUGCACCCCCCUCACCCUGUCGCACGAGGGAAGCGGGAAUCAGUACAAGGGGAGCGGAAGCUACGUAAUGCAACCGGCGCGUCCGCAGGGGUCCAAUGGGAACGGGCGAGCCCUACGCAGCACGAAUAACGGCGAAGGCAGUGGCGGAAGGGACAAAGAAGGCAACGAUAUCAACGGCAGCGGCGGUGACCGGGUUACGACGAGCGGGGAGCCACAGAAAGGCUUGAACGCAGGGAUGAACAGCAGCGGUGGUGCCACCAUGUCGCUCGUGCAUAAGCAGCUCUCCCUCGGCGGUGUCAGCAGCGUGGGAAGCAGUGAUGCGGCGGCGCCCUUGUUCUUCGGCGAGGGCAACGUGCGCACGUCGGUGUCGUCCGCUCUGCUGACGCAGCCACGCGACAGCAGCACGAAGCGGCGCCGACCGGCAACGGCGAGCUUUACGCCGUGGUCGGUAGACCUGAGUCGGUUUGAUAAGCUGCGCGAGCAGCAAAAUGCAUCUACUGCUGCUGCGGAUUGA